AUGUCCGAUAUCAUAAGGGAGUAUGCGAGUGAAUGCAUGAAGACAGGUGAUGGGAAAGACCGCUAUAUCUGGGAUGACAGGGAAAACAUUGUCGGUAGAGGAAAAUAUGGGUAAGUUACUAUGCAUUUGUAUUUGUAAAAGAGAUGUAUUUUUGGCGACCAGCAAAGCCACAGGCGAAAGAGUCGCAAUUAAGCAGCACAAAAUUGAGAGUCCUGAGAAAUAUGGAGUAGUUGC
Blastocystis hominis is the source of this 234-nucleotide messenger RNA. RefSeq lists its product as hypothetical. The transcript has a single exon. NCBI's taxonomy places the organism in Eukaryota, Bigyra, Opalinata, Blastocystidae. Bases 1 to 114 code for a protein of 37 amino acids. The record is from RefSeq and is a predicted model, not a curated record.